Molecule: messenger RNA, 658 nt
Organism: Adelges cooleyi (spruce gall adelgid)
Lineage: Eukaryota; Metazoa; Arthropoda; Insecta; Hemiptera; Adelgidae
Exons: 3
Coding region: 41-550 (169 amino acids)
Biological process (GO): protein ubiquitination
Molecular function (GO): ubiquitin protein ligase activity
Source: RefSeq, a predicted model, not a curated record
UCUUAGUAUUACAGGUAUUUCAUAGUAGAUAAACGAAAAAAUGAUUUGGAAAAUUAUAUUUUUGCUGUCGUGUUUUAACGUUUUAGUAAGCGCUAGUCCACCUUUACAAACUCCAAGUUCUUCAAGACAGAUACCAUUUGCAUCAUUAGAUGAUUGGGCAGAAAAUUUAGAAGUAAUUACUAUUACAAAUUGGACUACUUUGCAACAUGAACUCGAUGAUAAUCAAAAAAAUGCCGCAGUUGAGGCAUUGAAAAACAGUUAUUGUCCAAUUCUUAUUGAGGAUGAUAUUGUUAAGAACAGUGAUUUAAGUAAAUGGCCUGCUCGUUUAAAAAAUACAGCUGGAACUGGCCCUAACAUAGAUAAUAUAAGAACCUUGACAUGUAGACGUAUUCCAGGAGCACCAAUACUAUACGUGGGCUAUUCUGACACAUCUAACCAUUCGGUGAAUUAUCCAGGAAUGUUAUUCAUUUUCGAUAGCCUUGUAUUCGAUAUACUGGUCCACCAGAAUUUUAUUUCGGAAAACAUGGAAGGAAUCGAGGAUUCUAAUUAAAAUCGGCCCAGCAGAAUUUAAUUUCACCAUUCUGGUAGUGAAAAAAUCUAAAUACUUUAAACAAUAAUUAAACAUUAGUUGAUUUAUAAAUAAUUUGUAAACCUAAUU